Topomyia yanbarensis is the source of this 9740-nucleotide messenger RNA. RefSeq names its product frizzled-like. NCBI's taxonomy places the organism in Eukaryota, Metazoa, Arthropoda, Insecta, Diptera, Culicidae. The record is from RefSeq and is a predicted model, not a curated record. Gene Ontology annotation, biological process: non-canonical Wnt signaling pathway; canonical Wnt signaling pathway. The transcript has 5 exons. Gene Ontology annotation, cellular component: plasma membrane. Bases 674 to 2449 code for a protein of 591 amino acids. Gene Ontology annotation, molecular function: Wnt-protein binding; Wnt receptor activity.
AUCGGUGGUGUGUAUUUCCGUUCCGUUUUGCGGUCGAUCAAAUUUAUCGGUUCUAAUAAGAUUCCGAGCGAAAAAAGGCAUUGUUCGAGUUAGGAAGCAUUGGGCAGUCCGUCGGUCGGUCGGCUUUGAUCGGUUAGGUUAGUGGAAAUCGAAGCAAGCGCGCAAUUGGGUUUCUAGUAGUGAGUGAAACAGCAUGUUAUCACAUCUGGUAUUUGUCAACACGCUGAUCAAAGGUUCCGUCCGCAAGCCGAUUCUACGCUGAGAACGUUGUGAAAGUAGUAAGACGAAGAAAGCUGUGGAGGUGAAUGGUCUGGCGAGAGAAAAGAUCGGGUUUUAUUGCAUUCAAGUGCGAAGAGUAGAAUGUUAUAAAUUACGCGCAGUGCUGUGGUGUGUGUGAGCGGGUUAGUCUAAAAAUAUACAUAAAGUGAGGGAAGUAUCAAUAGCAGCAUCAACAGCGGUGGCGGCAGCUAAAGAAGCCUAUCGGCAAGAGUGGUCUUCAUGGUGUUUGUGUUGAGAAUCAUAGCUGAUUUUAUGCGUUGUUUAUUGCGUUUGAAGUAAACGUCAGUUGAAUGUGUGAGUGGUAAAAUAACACCGAAGAGGUGUGUGAAGUGUUAUAAAGUUGAGUGUCAUACAGAAGAGUGUAUAUGAAGAAUCGGCUUUAGGAAAUUGGUUUAUGAAAAUGGGGAAAAUAUGUAUGAAGUUAAGCUGUAUUGUUCUGCUGAUGGGUUAUGCAAACGUCGGAUUAUCCAUCCAGCAGCAGGAUUCUUUCGGAGGCCACGAGAUUUCCAGCAUUAGCUCGGAUGACUUUCAGCAUCACAAUCGCUGUGAACCGAUCACCAUCCCGUUUUGUACCGACAUUCAGUACAACAAAACCAUCAUGCCUAACCUGAUAGGACACACAAAGCAGGAGGAAGCAGCCCUCGAAGUUCAUCAGUUCAUUCCCCUGGUCAAAAUCGACUGCAGUCCAGACCUGAAAUUUUUCCUUUGUACUCUGUAUGCACCUGUCUGCACUAUCCUCAACUUUCCGAUACCACCUUGCCGCAGUUUGUGCGAAAGCGCUCGUGUGUGUGAAACGAUUAUGAAAACUUUCGAUUUCCAGUGGCCGGAGAAUCUAGAGUGCAGCAAAUUCCCCGAGGACGGCAAAGAGUUGUGCGUAUCGCAGAACAACUCUUCGGAAAGCACCCCGAUGCCAACGAAUUCCAUGCACGCCACCAAGUCACAUGCACCCCGAAAGAACGUUCACUCCGGAUCCGGCAAUAUUGCCACUGGCCAUCGGGAUCUGGGAUUCAUCUGUCCGGUUCAGCUGAAGGCUCCGACGAUUAUGGGAUAUCAACUGACCGUAGGGGGAAAGGUCACCAAGGACUGUGGGGCACCAUGCAACUCCAUGUUUUUCUCGGAAAAUGAACGAACCGUGCUCAAGUACUGGGUCGGAUCGUGGGCUGCGGUGUGCGUCGCCAGCUGUCUCUUCACGGUACUGACGUUCAUGAUCGAUUCGUCGCGCUUCCGCUAUCCGGAGCGGCCGAUUGUGUUCCUGGCGAUUUGCUACCUAAUUGUCGGUUGUGCCUACGUGGCCGGUCUGGGCGCUGGUGACACCGUGGCCUGCCGGGAGCCAUUCCAGCCACAUAUCAAGCUCGGUCGGAUGCACAUGCUGUCAACGAUUACGCAGGGUCACCGUCAAUCCACGUCCUGUACGGUACUGUUCAUGGCUUUGUACUUUUGCUGCAUGGCCGCCUUCGCUUGGUGGGCCUGUCUGGCAUUAGCGUGGUUUCUGGCCGCCGGGCUCAAGUGGGGCCACGAGGCGAUCGAGAGUCGGUCCCAUCUGUUCCAUCUGGUGGCGUGGGCGAUUCCGGCAAUACAGACCAUCUUCGUGCUGGCGCUUGGAAAAGUUGAAGGUGACGUCCUCAGCGGAGUGUGCUUUGUGGGUCAACUGGAUACCCACUCGCUGGCGGUGUUUCUGCUGAUACCGCUGUGCAUCUACUUAUCGAUCGGGGCGCUGUUCCUGCUGGCCGGCUUCGUAUCACUGUUCCGCAUCCGGACGGUCAUGAAGCACGACGGUACGCGAACCGACAAACUGGAACGGCUGAUGCUGCGGAUCGGAUUCUUCAGCGGCCUCUUCAUCCUGCCGGCGCUCGGCUAUUUGGGUUGUUUGUUCUACGAGUAUUACAACUUCGACGACUGGAUGGUCCAGUGGAACCGACAGAUGUGCAAGAUUUUUUCGAUCCCCUGCCCGACCGGCGGUAGUGGUAGGCACGCUGCAGUGCCACCACCCGUCGGACCCGACGAUGGCAAGCCCAUCUUUCACAUCUACAUGGUGAAGUACGUGUGCUCGAUGCUGGUCGGGGUCACCUCCAGUGUGUGGCUGUGGUCCGGAAAGACCGUCAUCAGCUGGAGGCAGUUUGCGGAGCGUUUGCAGGGAAAGGACACGAGAAAUCGAGGUGCUUAUGUCUAGGGUAGAAGGGGGAAGUUGAGGGGAGGGCUGGAAUUGAGUUGACAGAGAUGCGGUAAGGCCCCGCGGGGGGAUCCAAGUGUUGCUGUCGUCGGUUGAAUGUCGCAAUCGAGGUUGUAUCGGUAAGCCAGUAGGGUUGUAGGUUGACAAGAAUUGAGAGCUUAGUCUUAUUUUGGUUUGUUUAUUGUAAGAAUAUAAGUACUUGAUUUCGAAAUUGCCGGUAGCUUACACUCUACAAGUAAAGGAAGUUUAUCAAUGUGACUGCUUCAAACGAUGGUAUAUUUCAGAGACAAUAGGAAGAGAGGCGAAUAGUGAAACUCAUACCAAUUAUUUCUAUUAUAAUUUAGCAACUGCUUCUGCAGCUGCUUGACUUCAGUUUUAUUUUGAAACCAUAUUGUAUCGUGCUCUUCAGAUAUUUUUUUUUGCGAUUGACGGGUUUGAAAACCGGUAUGAAUGUUCUUCGUUUUUCGGGAAAGGGGGUAACCCCAGUACUCCCAACAAUAUAUCCGGAACUAUGGUCAUUUCCGGAAAGAUGGUCUUGGUUCCUAAAACUAGACAAAUUUUAUAUUCAUUUCAAAACAACUGCAUAAAGUUUAGUUAGAACGCGGCUGAGGAUCUUUCUUUUGAAAUUUAAUAAUUUUAAUGAAAUGGAGGUUGGGAACGUAAGAGUUAAAUGGAUUCAAACAGCAAUUCAACAUUCAGGAUUCAAUUUAUUUGAAACAUUUUGUACUACACGUAUACAAAGUUCGAAGGGCAACAAACAAAGGCGGAAACCUAACCACGGGGGCAAAACUUGCACAUGGAAGCUGUACAUGAAGUGGAAGAAGACGUCCAGUUUCGCUACCAAAUCCUUGUUUGGCAAGGGAUCCGCGGAUGUGGCGAAUAUUCCAUUCUUCAAUGUCAACUGAUAAAUCUAGCUUCCAUAAGUGACCAAAAGUCUCCAGAAGUGACAGCUGCACUUCUUGAGGACUCACAAAGGCUUGAUUUUGACUCGGUCGGACGUGGCAUCUUUCACUCUGCCAUCUUAGACUGAUUGAGAACCAACAAUGGUAUUUUUGUACUACAUUUUGACCUAACAAAAAAUCAUGAAGGCAAACGUUCGUAAAAUUUAAAAAAAAAAGUUUAAAAAUGCCCUUGUGAAAGAGCAGGGUAUCCCGCUUUUGGAACAUUUGAAGACCUAUAUUAUAUGACCUGUUCUGUUUUCGAUUUUUUCGAAAGUUUUUGUGAACAUUCUUACAUUGUGAGGUGUUCCCAAUCAAAGUAUGUAUGGGUAACACAAGCAGAACACUCUUAUACAGUGAAGAGCCGAUUUUAUAAGCCCCCGUUUUUGAAUGCCCCAAAUUUGACCACAACCGAUUUUUUUCAGUUUUUUUUGGCCUGAUCUUGUCAUUCUCAUAUGAAAAUCCGUUUAGUGUUCUCUAGCAGACGAACCAAGUCAAAUUCGUGUAGAUCAAUUCUAGAGCAAAUUUUUCUUAAAAUAUAGUCGCUAAAUUUGUUAAAAUAAAAAUAUCAAUUUUAUUCUUUUUCAUUUUCAUUUAUUCUGCACUGAAAGACCCCUUUAAGAUAAAUUUAAACUAAAUGAGAGGCUAAGAACCAGAAUGGGUUAAAAUUUUGUUCAGAACAACAGUGGAUUAAAAUAUUCUGUUUGAUCCGAAAUCAAAUAUUAAUUCAUUCAAAAAUUGUUCGAAAAAAAUUUUAGGGGAUAAGAGGUAUAAAAUAUUAACCCUUUUUUGCGCCAAGAAAAUAAUAUAUAGGGUCACAACAGGUGCUCAGAUUAUUUCUUGUUCCGACUUGUGGGUGAUGAAAUUUUAGCAAAUUUUUCACUAGCAUGCAGACAUUUUAUUGACGCGCCGCAGUGAAAACCGAGAUGGCAACUUCCGGUUACCACAAGAUAGUGAGAACCAUCAUCCAUAUAGUUGUCAUUUAAAAGAAGGUGCUCAGCAGAUAUCGAAAAUUGACGAUUAGCGCCAUUUUGAAAUCAAAGAUGGUGACUUCCGGUUCCCUGAAAGUAAACCAUCAUCAUUAUUGGUGUCGUUUGGAAAAGGGUGGUCAUUAGACAUCGCAAAUUGAUAAACACUAUUUUGGAAUAUCAAAGAAACUGUCAUCAAAACAGCUGUCGUUCGAAAGGGGCAGUCAGUAGACAACGAAAAUUGAUAAAUAACGCCAUUUGAAAAUUCAAGAUUGUAACUUGCAAUUUCCAGGAAAUAGUGAGAAUCAUGAUCAAUAUGGGUGUCAUUUGAAAGCGACUGUUCAGUAGAGAACGGAAGUUGAAGUUGAUGAGCCAUUUUGAAAUUCAAGAUGGCGACUUCCGAAGACCAAAAAACAGUGGAAACAAUUAUAACAACAUCCUGCGAGGACAAUACAUUUUUUUAGUUCAUCACAGAAUUCCUUGUUGAACAAGGAAUGAGUUUUUUCAAUUCGAUGUCUGGAUAGAUUAAACUUGCCGCGCCAUUGGCGGAAUUCAAAACAUUAUUUAUUACGCUUCUUUGAAUUACAUUAUUUAGUUUGAUUUUUGUUACUUAAUUAUUAAAGUUAUUAAAAAACGUUAAAAGAUAUCCACAGAAGUAAGAGUCACGCGCGCGCCUCUCAUAUCAAAAUAUUGCUGUAGAUACCAAGGGUGAUGAGUCUGUAUAGCUACUUACGUUUUAUUGGCACACACGUUAUUCAUAUUUCCGAUAUACGUGAUGCGUUUUUUAUCACUAAGACAUCUGACAACAUGCUUCUGUAGGUAUUUCUAAAGUACGGGCAGACUUAACUGGGUUUGCGCAUACUGAAAGGCGGAGUUAGUUAGAAGAUUUUAUUGGGUGAGAAGAAUGAAUUAUGUUGAAGUAGUUGCUGCUUUGAUUGCAAUAUUCUCGAUAGCUCUAACAAUAUGGGCAUUUUUGGAACGGUCUUGAUAAAUAGAUGAUGGAAAAUCUGGAGUCUGUUUGAAAUCUAAAAUGGUGACUCCUGGUUGAGCAAUGUUCUAGAUAACUAAAACAAUAUGGGUAUUUUUGGAACGAGCUUUACUAGUAGUUGAUGGAAAUGGACGUUUGGCGCCAUUUGGAACUCGACUUCAGGCUAAGCAAUAUUCUAAAUUCGUGUAGGUGAUUAAAAUUUACGUUUGACGCCAUUUCGAAGUCCAAGAUGGCGACUUCCUGUUGAACAAUAUUCUUGGUAAUUCAAACAAUAUGAGUGUUUUUGGAACGGGCUUGAUGAGUAGAUGAUAGAAAUGGUAGUUUGGCGUAAUUUCGAAUUCCUAAAUUGUGGCUUCAUUUGAGCGAAUUCUGUACAACUGCAACUAUAAGGGUACUUUUGAAUAAGCUUGACGAGUAGAUGACGGAAAUCGAAAAGUGACGUCAUUUUGAAGGUCAAGAUAGCGUUAAUAUUCUCGGUAAACCACAACAAUGUGGGCAGUUUUGGUACAGGUCUGACAAAAAAGAUGAAAAUGAUAUUUGGAACCAUUUUUGAAAUCCAAGAAGGCGACUUUCGGUUGAACGAUAUUCUCGAUAACCUCAAUUUUAAAAUUUUGUAGAGGGCGUGUGAAGCUGAUGAUGAAAUUGGGUGUUUGGCGCAAUUUCGAAUUCCAAGAUGGCGACUUCCAGUUGAACAAUAUUCCCGAAACCCUAACAAUAUGAAUAUUUUUUGGAACGGGCUUGACAAGUAGAUGAUGAAAAUGGUUUGAGGUUCUAAAGAAAUUUUAACCGUCAUCUUUGAUUCCAAAAUGUUUUCAAAUAUUGAUUUUCUUUAUCUACUCGUCGUUCCGAAAAUAUCCACAUUGUUGAGUUUGCAUAGAAUAUUUCCAAACCAGUAGUCGCCAUCUUGGAUAUCAAAAUAGCUUCAGACGUCCUUUUCCGUCAAUCACUCGACAACCCCAUUCCAACAAUACCCAUACCGUUGAGAUUCUAGAAAAUUAAUUUUAAUCCAAAGUCGCCAUCUUGAAUUUCGAAAUGGCUCCAGGCAUCGAUUACCGCCAUCCACUCGUCAACCCCAUGACGAAAAUACUCAUAUUGUUGAAGUUAACGGGAAUUUAUCUAAACCGGAAGAAAAUGUGAGCGCCGAUGAAAAAUAACGUUAUCGGCGGCAUUGGUGCGACUUAGACCAGCGGUGGCGGCGUGACGCCGGUCGCCAAAAUUGGUUGCGGCGCGGCGGCGUAAUACGGCGUUAUAUAUUUUUUGAUGAGACGGGAAGUAGUAAUGACUUCUUGCUCGAACCUUGCCGUGUUGACUCUUGUAUCUGCGUGUUUCAAAACUAUGCCAAGGAUUGAUGAUGUAGCGGUAUCAUCAGUUUUCAAUAUAAUACAGUGGUUUUCAACCGGAAAUUAAUUAUAUUUGAUUAAAUUUAAAUGAAUCUAUCUAAUAAGGCUAUAUGACGGAGUUUUCGUGAAGUGGAAUAAUGAAAGUCGCCUUUCUUCAGUUUCAUCACCUGCGUAAUGCAGUACUAAUAUCAUUUAACAUGUUAGAAAAAUGAUCUGGAUUUGAGUCUGGGCGUUUUCCGGGUUAGUCUGAUCAUAUGAUACACAGAACUGAAUAUUUUGGCUACGUAUUCCGUAAGCAAAGGAUCGUAGUAUGAAAAAAUUGCGAAAUGCUGCGGAUUUCUAAUAUGGAUCUUAAGAACAUUAGGUGAAUAUGUUACUACAUUUUAUCUGCGGGAAUGUUCUACUGCAUCAAAUAGAAACGAAAGAAACGAAAAAUUGAAAGGAUGAUAUUCUUGAGUGAAUCUGUUAUAAACUUAGAACAGAAAACUUUCCACCAUGCCGAUAUGAGUCUGUCUAGCCUGGGGACGGGCAUAGCGUAGUUGGUAAAUCGUACGCAGCUCACCUGGGUUUAAUUCCCAACCCCGCACAUAGGGUUAGAGAUUUUUCCAAAAAGAUAUUUCUUUAACCCGAAAAGAGGCGAGCGACCCUAAGAUUAAAACCUCUAUAAUCAAAAAAAAAGUCUGUUUAGCCCUAGUCUUCAGUUCUUCGUUUCGUUUCGUAUCCGAAUCUUAACAAUGAACAGGACAAUCACAUGACUAGUGCAAGGAUCCUACUGACUUCUAAGAACCCUUCCUGGCUGAGGCUCGAGCAUACAACGGGUUGCUUAUGAAACCAACGCCUUACCUUCUGAACUGCCAGACCAGGAUUAGUAGUUAAAACCCAUGAGCCUGUACGAUAUUCUUAGCACAUAUUGCACCACCGCUUAACACAUACCGUUUACCGACCUAUUCAGCUGAGUUUCGUUUGUCCAGAACUCGGAACGGAAAUGCCGUUCUGUUCGAAAUCAAAGUGUUAUAUUCAAUAAGGUGAUCGUUUCACAAAGAACAUACCUGAGUUCUUUCAUUCAGUACACAUUUAGGUCAAAUAUAGAAUUGGCGUGCGUUUAAAUAUGGUCGACGGGUCAAAACUCAAACUGACCAUUUUUUCUGAAAUCAGCGGCAUGUACAAAUCAUUUGCGGCGGCAGCGUGGCGCACACCUCUAACCGGAAUCUUGAAUUUCAAAAUGGCUCCAGAUCUCGUCCAGAUUUCCGUCAUCUACUUCUCACCCCCAUUACUAAAAUACCCAGGUUAUUGAGAAUUUAUCUAAACCGGAAGUCGCCAACUUGGUUUCCUAAAUUGCGUUCAACAUCGAUUUUCGUCAUGUACUCGUCAACCCUGUUCCAAAAUUAUCCAACUUUUAAUAAGAACAGGUAGCUAAAAUAUUUUAAUUCAUAUACAACUUCAUACUGUACUGCACGUAUUCAAUUUUUUUGCGAACUUGCUUCGUUAAAAAAGAGUUCGUAAUUUCGGUUUUAGUUCGUAGAAAAUUAUCUAGUGGACUGAUCCUUUUCAAAAUUUCAGACAAUAAAACGUAAUCCUUUAGUAAGCUUAUGGCAUAUUUAUUUCACUCUCACGCUACGCUUAACUGUACGGAAACCCACUUUUUAUGCAUGUCUACCUCAGAUUUGACCUCUUGGGAUGCUUCCGUAGUGCCUACUUUAUAAUUGCCCAGUAUUUUUCAAUGGGUCUUAGUUCCGGUGCGUUGGAAUGGGGGGGAUUGGGUUUCAUGUGCUUGGAUAAGAAAGUGACCCCGUUAGCUUCUUGCCACUCCAGGACAACAUUUAAAUAGUGGCUCGAAGAUAGAUCCAGCCAAAAGAUCGUAGGGCACUCGUGUUGCUUCAAUAGAGGAAUCAGACGCUUCUGUAGACACUCCUUGAGGUAAAUCUCCCCGUUUAAAGUCCCUGUAGUCAUAAACGACGUACUCCGUUUUCCACAUAAGCAGAUCGCUUGCCAAAUCUUGUAUUUAUUGGUCAGCUCUGAAAGCUUCUACUUCCUUGCUUCCCACAUAAAAAAACGCAAAUGCAACCGAAAAAUUCUCGUUUCCACAGUUUUUGACAGUGGUGUGUCGAAAAAGGGUGGUAUUUUAGUAAUUGUUUUCUAAAAUCGCUAUAUCAUCUGUUAACGCUGUUUGAUAGCUACUGACAUAGAAUAGCAUCAGCGUUAUGAAAUACAACUUUUACAUGUAACAACUACAUGAACUAUUCCAGAAAUUAUAAACAGCAGCGCGCUUAGUUUAUGAUUACACUUUAUGGAGUAUGCGCGAAGAAAUUCUUACUAGUCAUCAUUCCGUCUUCUUGAUGAAGGUACUCUUCGCCCUCAAACUACGUCUUGCACCUAUGGAGGUCAGAUUACACCAUCCGGGAUCAUCAAGUUUGACCAUCUCCGAUUAGGGGCGCUAUUCUCACAGUCACGUCACUUGGUGAUUAGAAGGAAAUUUUCUUCUAGUCACUAAGUGACGUGACUGUGAGAAUAGGGCCCUAGAACAAAACUCUGCAGUAGUGUUCGGUUUAUGGAUCUGCAUGAUAUUCUCUGGCAAUCGCAACAUUUCGAUACCAGAGCAAUUUUUUAAAAGAGCGUAGACAUUUUUGCGUGCUUUACUUUCAAAUAAAAAUUGUUCUAUUAUGCUAUUUUAUACAGCAAUACUAUCUGGGAGCGAGUUAUAUGGAAUGAAUACCUCUACGGGAAAAAAUAUACACUGAACAAAUGUCAUUUCUCACAAUAAAAUUCAUGUUAAAAGUUUGAAUAGAAUUUUUUUUAAUUUUUCUGCAUUUUGUCAAAAAAAUGUGGAGGGAAUUAAACUUAUUUUGUUUUUGAAGUCAUCCCGAAAACAAUUUUUUUUUGAUAACAAUGAUAUUAAGAAGAUUCCGUGAGAAAAUUUCAUAAUGGGACUCAAAGUGUUUUACGAGAUAUUUCAAUUAUAACAGGCCUAUCACUGGGCGAUUAAUCUAAAAUUAUCUUCCUUUAAAUUUAUGAUUGUAAUAUUUCGCAAAGCAUCCACUUCCAAAUAUUCACACAAUC